CUAAAAUAAGUCGUCUGAAACAAUUGUUAUCCUAUAAUGUCAUUUAAUUUUAAAGAAAUUAAAGAUUUAUUAACUAUUAUUUGAUGAUUCUAAUGAAAUUUAGUCAAAGAUUCUGUAUAUUCAUGAAAAUAGAGAUGCACUUGGCAAAAUUUAGCUCAAGGAUUAAUUUUUUUUUUGGAAUAUGUAAAAAUUUUUAUUUUGUCUCUCUCUUUCUCUCUUCUUGCAGAUACUAUCCACCAAUUUUUGCUUUUUUUUUUCUCUAGCAUCGGUUUUUUCACCAGUUGCUGCAAGAGAGUUUUUUUUUCUAUUUUUUUUUUCUUUUUGUUCUGACCAUGUACUGUAUUUCUAGAUUCGAUUCGGGUGUUUUCUGUCUUAGUGUUCAGAUUUCUGGUGAUGGAGGGUGCACAGUAGUCUUCUGUAACUUUCAUAGUUUAAGGCUUCGUGUUUUAGCUCUAUGAGGACAGAUUUGAGUCAUGAUUCCUUAAGCUUUAUAUGUUUUAUUCUCCUAGAUUUGCAUCGAUGUUGGGUUCUUUCGAUCUUCCGGUGAGGUGAAUCCCGAUCUCUGAGGGGAAAGUUUGACGUUGCAAUGUGUUUUACCUCUACAUCUGAAUCACGGAGACUCUCACCUCUCUUUGAUGUCUGCUUUAGGAUGGAAUGGAUGGAGAUAAAAUUAGGGUUCUCUGGUGACAGCGAAGGCGAGUCGGCUGUUGGGUGAGGUUUCGGCUUAUCCACUUACUGGCUUCUAACUUGUGAAGCCAGUCAAAUCUGGUAGUCUUCUCUACGUGCCUUUUUCACUCUAUUCUCUUUUCAAGUUUCUAAAUUGUAUCUCUCGGUUUCAUUUUUGGUUGUCGUCUAUAGCAUCUGAUGGUUCUUUCAAUUCAGUCAAGCUCAGUGUACCUCCUAGGUGGUAGUUGUUUCUUUGUUUUGACUUGACGCCUUCUGGUGGUUUCGGCGGUGACUAUUUUAGUUAAUGUAGCGGUUUUUGACUAGUUUCGGCAAGUAUUUUUAGUGUUCUUUUUUUUUCCUUUUCUGGUUUUUUACUUGGUUCAGAUAUUUCUAGUUUGGAUUGGGUUGUGGUUAAUUUCAGUCUAUUUUUUUCUAUUUUUUUUUAAUUUUAUCUAUUUUGUAACCACAAUUUCAUCUGUUGUUAUAAGUUAGAAACAAAAAAAAAUUAAUACGACGAUUUUUUUAAAAGAACAUAAAAAGAGCUCUGAAUUUGAUUAAAUAAAUUAUAAAUCAUAAGAUGUCACAAAAAGCCAUAUUAAAUAAAGCGAUCAUGAAAUAAAUAAAUAAAACAUAUUAAAAGUUAAGACACAUGGGAACUUGGUACUGAGGUUGGGGAAAUUCAGGAGAAGAAAGCGACAAAAUUCAAAUCCAAAUGAAUAACGUUCGAUCUCUUUUCGUAAGGUAAUCAUAUAAACAAACGCCGACCAAGAAAAAGAAGUACAUAAUCAAACAACAGAACCAUUUAUAUGCAGACACUUAGAUGCUUAGGAAUAUCAAAACACAUUUUGCAAUUUAGUACCGUAGAAAGAGGAAAUAGUUUACAUUGAAAAAUCUAAAAAGGUCUUGUGAUCUGAUAUCUCCCCAUAUCCAAUAUAUCAUUUGAGAAGUAAAAAAGGAGAAAGAAAACAAAUAAACAAACAAACAAAACCAUUUAUAUGCGAUCAUACCAUAGAACUUUGCAGUUAAGCGAAAAAAGUGUUUCAAAAAAUGUGUUUAAAAAAGUGUGUUUCAGAAAAAAACGAAAGAGAAAGAAAACAAAUAAAAAACAGAACCAUUUAUAUGCAGACAUUUAGCUGUUUAAGAAUAUGACUGAUUCUGAACUAAAACAUACGAAACACCAGUUUUAGUAAAAAUCAAUAUUUACCUAUUUCCUAUAUCUCAAUGAAAUUAGAGACAAUCCGAUGUAAAGAACUCCAUUAAGAUAUUAGUCCAGGAAAAAAAAGAAUUUUAAAAGCACAAUAUUCAAGAAAUAAAAAAUAACAAAUUCAAAUCUAUUUCUUUAAGUAUAAAUAAAUCAAAUAAUCGAAGGAUUAUAAUUUUUUAUAAAAAGUACCGGGAGUUUUAUCGAUUUCCACUUAAAUAUCUCAAUAGAAAAAAUAUUAGUUAGUAAAGUGGAUUAUUAAGCAACACAACACAUACACAUGGAAAGAACAAAGAAACAUAACUGCUAAAGCAAAAAAGACUGCUUUACAACACUACAUAUUAUAGGCAAAGCAUUAAAAUUGUGAAGAAGAUACAACAAAAUCCUCCCCCUCCUGAUAAAAAAGUAUAGUGGAAAAUAAAAUAAAUCCAGCUUAUCAAGAAUCAACACAAGGCCAACAGAACAAAAACAAAGUAUUCUAAUUAAAGUGAGACCAAAUGAAAUGAUUUCAGAAUUCAACGUUGGAAAAGUGAUAGUCCCUACACAAGCAUCUUGUGGUUGGAGGAGCUAUGGCCCAAGAGUAAAAUCAGCACUCAAACAGUCCAAAUCCUCUCAAAUCUCACUUGAAAAAAAGAAGAUAAUGCCACUUUCUUAAACAAAUCUUACUCCCCACUCACUCAAAUCAGUAAUCAUCUCAAGCUAUUUAUAAGACCACUUUGAAUUCUCCAGAAACAGUAAGAAGCAAAAACCAAACAAAACAAAGAGACAAGACUUUGAUUCAAAACUUUUUUAGGAGUGUAAGAACAUGUCGUCAAAUGAAUUAUCUUCUUCAGCUCAAGCCUUCCAAGAACAAGUCAGUGGCGGUUUUGUCUCUAGAAAGCUGCUUCUGCACAACCCAUUUGACCACAACACACAACAAGCCUUCGUGGUCGCACCAUCUCCCCUAAUCACACAUGAGAACAACCUCAACGGGAAUAUCUUGAUGCUUCUCUCAGUCCUUAUCUGUGGAAUCAUCUGCUGCCUUGGUUUACAUUACAUCAUUCGUUGCGCAUUCAGAGGUACUUCAAGUUUCAUGAUCUCUGAGCCUAUCUCCAGUCUUUCAACACGACAUGGGUCACCAAACAAAGGAAUCAAGAAGAAAGCUCUUAAGAUGUUCCCGGUCGUGAGUUACUCACCUGGGAUGAACCUGCCGGGGAUCGGUGAAGAAUGCGUCAUCUGUUUGUCAGAUUUUGUUUCCGGUGAGAAGCUCAGGCUGCUACCUAAGUGCAACCACGGAUUCCAUGUUCGUUGCAUUGACAAGUGGCUUCAACAACAUUUGACUUGUCCAAACUGCAGACACUGUCUUGUUGAGACAUGCCAAAAGAUCUUAGGUGACUUCAGUCAAGCUGAUCAAGUGAUAGCAGCACAUACAGAGAGCACAAUUGUCAGGAUAGCUCCUCUACAACCUGAAGGAAGAGUAAACACUUUAAGAGAAAGCAGCUAAAUGGUCAAAAAUCUAUGCUCAAGUUCAGAAUAUAUACUCAAGUUAGAUAGAAGUUUGUAAAUCUGAGCAAAAUCAUGUCUAUAGCCAUAGAAGAGUUCCAAAAAAAAGAAAAAACAGGAUAGUUCAAUUUUUUUGUCUUUCUUUAUUUUGCCUGUAACACAAAGUGUAUACAGCGAGAAUAUAUUUAUAUUUAUCACU
Messenger RNA from Brassica napus (rape), 3548 nucleotides. RefSeq names its product RING-H2 finger protein ATL75. Bases 2673 to 3350 code for a protein of 225 amino acids. The transcript has a single exon. NCBI's taxonomy places the organism in Eukaryota, Viridiplantae, Streptophyta, Magnoliopsida, Brassicales, Brassicaceae. Gene Ontology annotation, molecular function: transferase activity. The record is from RefSeq and is a predicted model, not a curated record. Gene Ontology annotation, biological process: protein ubiquitination.